Messenger RNA from Octopus sinensis (East Asian common octopus), 1337 nucleotides. Its product is annotated as zinc finger protein 98-like. NCBI's taxonomy places the organism in Eukaryota, Metazoa, Mollusca, Cephalopoda, Octopoda, Octopodidae. The coding region runs from base 444 to 1337 and encodes 297 amino acids. The record is from RefSeq and is a predicted model, not a curated record. The transcript is spliced from 3 exons. Gene Ontology annotation, cellular component: nucleus.
GACAUGAGAAAUUUAUGGAGAAAUACAAGUAAGUCCUUUAUCCGGGAAAUAUCAGAUGAUAUUGGCAUAAUGAUCAUUUCUCCAUCAGGCCCUUCAUCGAUAUUGAAUUGUCUUUUAAAAGACUAAAAGAACAUGUUAUACAAACCAGAUGUAAUACUGUUUCUCUAACUCUGUGGGGAAUUACAGAGGUGAACAGCGAUAUCUCUCUCUUUCACUGUCUGAAUUAUGUGCAACAUGGACUUGUUAAUAAAUUUACAAAGGAAUUUGCAGCUUCUUCAGAUAUCGGUGGAGAUUGCGGUUGAUGGGAAAUGUAAAAUAUUUGUAAGAAAUAUUAUACAAGAACAAAAACAAGAAUUCUAUGUGUCUAUUGUGGUGAAAGAAGAAAGGUAAAGGAAAAUUAAUUAAUGUGAAGGACUUAUAAAAGGUUAAUUUUAAGUGAAGAUAUGCUGAAGGGGAUAGAAAAAUCACCAUUUUACUGUGAUAUCUGUGGUAAAUCAUUCUCUCAGAAACGGAACUUGAAUAGCCAUAAGUGUAAUCGGUCAGAGGAGAAGCCAUAUCACUGUGACACGUGUGGUAAGUCCUUCUCUCAAAAUGUUUAUCUCACUAUGCACAAGCGUAUUCAUACGGGUGAGAAGCCACAUCACUGUGAUAUCUGUGGUAAAUCAUUCUCUCAGAAAGGGAACUUAACAACUCACAAGCGUAUCCAUACAGGGGAGAAACCAUAUCACUGUGAUAUCUGCGGUAUAUCGUUCUCUCAAAACGUUUUUCUCACUAUCCACAAACGUGUUCAUACGGGAGAGAAGCCAUAUCGCUGUGAUAUCUGUGGUAAAUCUUUUUUUCAGAAUCACCACCUGACGUCUCAUAAAUACAUUCAUACCGGGGGAAAACCGAAUGAGUGUGAUAUCUGUGGUAAAUCGUUUUCACUUAUGCAUCUCCUAACGAAACACAAACGUAGCCAUACUGGAGAGAAGCCAUAUCAGUGUGAUAUCUGUGUUAAGUCAUUCUCUGAAAGUAGUAACUUAACUGCUCAUAAACGUAUUCAUACGGGAGAGAAACCAUAUCACUGUGAUAUCUGUGGGAAAUCAUUCUCUCACAGUAGCGAUUUGACUACUCAUAAACGUAUUCAUACUGGAGAGGAGCCGUAUCAUUGCGAUAUCUGUGGUAAAUCUUUCUCUCAGAAAACUAACCUCACUACACACAAACGUAUUCAUACGGGCGAGAAGCCAUACCAGUGUGAUAUCUGCGGAGAGUCAUUCUCUCAAAAUCGUAACGUGAUGUCUCAUAAAUUCGUUCAUUCAGGUGAAAAACCAAACCACUGCAACAUUUGUGUAAUUUGA